AUGGAAAUGAGUAUGCAACUUGGAGCACGACAGUCUCUGACUUCUUCGUUAUCAAAAGUGGAACCAGAUUUAGGUGAUAAUGUUUUCGAUAUGCUUGAUGAUCUGAUUAUGAUUCCAUCUGGAGCUGUUCCAUUGGAACGUCAUUCCUUGUCGAAACAAGCACGGGAAGAACAUAUGGAGAAUGAGCAAGAGAAUGAGCAAGAGCAUAAUGAUAAUGGAGUUACGACGUCGACAAUGAGUUCUAGUAGUGUCAGUAGUGGAAGAGAUAGUUUGGCAGAUAUUCUCGAGUCUUUGGACAUGGAUUUAGAAGAUGAGUUGAUGAAUGAUGAUACUUUGUCAUCUGGUAGUGAACGAGCACGGAGUGCUAGUGAUUUACUGGAUGAAAGUGAUUUUGAUGAUCUAAGUGAUGAUGCAGAUUCGAUGGAAUUUGAUUUUGACCGAAAGGAGGACAAGACGGACCCAAAUGAACAUGCACCACCACCGGAAGAAGAGUUUGUACAUUUUCGACGCUCGUCAUUGGAUCAAGUAACGUCCAUGAGUGGUAGUACGUCCAGUAUAUUUAACAAUGCAACAGGCAAUAUGUGCACGUUAAUAUGGGAAGGAGGAUUAUUAGGAUUGAGACUGCGUCAUUCACAGUCGAGGAUGAUGCCGGCAGUGUCCAAAGUCACGGGCAAAAGCUCAAUUUUUGGCAUUCAUCUCGUGGAUGUAGGGGAUUUGUUGCUACGUAUUGGAGAACGAGUUACGUGUGAUAUGGAUUUUUUAGAUGCCAUUGCUUAUCUGAAAGAAGUACCCAAGCCGUGCACACUUGUUUUCCGACGAUUAAUGGCGGACCCGAUGGCGGUCAAACCUGUUCAGCCAACAGUCAAGAGUGUUAUCGGAUUGAAACUCGCCGCUAAGUUUGAUGAACUCACGGCAGCGGAGAACGAGAGAUUUCCGCCGCAACCAACAGUCAAGUUGGACGCAAAAUACGAGAUUAAAUGGAUUGAUGGCCCGCUUGGGAUCAGCCUAAUUGCAAGUAAAGACGUGCCGUACCCUCUUGUUACGCGCAUUACUGGGAAAAACCGCUCACCACAGGUACAGGACGUGCAGCCUGGUCAUUACCUGGUACAGAUUGGCACCUACAACACUACAGACGGUAAUUUUAACUCAGCGAUCAAGUUUUUGCAAAAGGUGCAGAAACCAGUAUCGCUGUUCUUUUGUCCAGGCAACAAGAAAAUGUCUGCUCGGCCUGAACCAAGUGCGGAUGAAUACGAUCAUAUUUGGGAGAAGAAACAACCACUGUGCUUCACGGUACGACCGAGUGCUGCUGGGUUUAUGGUUGUUGCCGACUUAGGCAGCGCGAAGUCUAUCAAGGUGAAGAUGAAAAGCUCGCCUAAUAAUGUGGCAUCUUUUGUGAGCUCAGGAGAUCGUAUCAUAUGGAUUAAUGACGAAAGCGUUAAGGAUCUGUCAUUCCACGAGUCUUUGCUAAAAUUACGCACUGCCAAGCGUCCGCUGAUCAUUCGAUUUAAGAAGGGCUCUCCCAACGACGCGAUCGCUCCUGUGCCGUCUUUUGGUGUACAUUCGGCAUUUACCACGACAGCUUUACCGUCGUCACUGGCAUCCUCGUCAACGCCAGUAUCUUCGUCAGCAUCCUCAACCUUAUCGUCGUCAUCAUAUUCUCCGUCUUCGUCAUCGUCAUCGUCUGCGAUUGAAAAUGUGACGCCUACUGCUACAGUAACGCCUCCGAAAGCUGUGCAGCCACUACCGGUUCCACUUCCUACUCCUCGCAGCUUUAUAAAUCCGCUCAAAAAGAUGAGUUACUUGAAAGAAAACGGCAAUACCGCAGCCAACUCAAAAGUGCAAAAUGAGAUCAGGAAGUAUCAAGAAAGGCCGGGACAGCAACAACAACAGCAACAGCAACAGCAACAGCAACAACAGCAACAGCAACAGCAGCAACAGCAGCAACAACAGCAACAGCAACAACAGCAACAGCAACAGCAACAGCAACAAAAGCAACAGCAGCAACAGCAACAGCAACAGCAGCAACAGCAGCAACAGCAACAGCAACAACAACAACAGCAACAGCAGCAACAACAACAACAGCAACAGCAGCAACAACAACAGCAACAGCAGCAUGUGUCACAGUCGCUGCAGCAAGCUACUCAGGCUCAGGAACUUUGUCAGAGCAAAUUCCGAGGUCAUGCUGAUCAGGAAGCAAAACGAUCAGCGCUUGAUGCGAGACAAGUGAGCGCUUCGUCAUUAAAUGCAUUGAGGGUCUCACUGCAGGGUUCGAGAGGAGGACAUUACACCACUGUGCCAGCUACGCUCACUACCAAGGAUCCGCCACCCCGGUCGGCGUCUAGCCCAGACAGCAGUGAACAACGGGGUGACACGACCUACCACGUCGCAGAUACACGAAAUAAACUUCGCAGCCUGGAUUAUGGACUACGUAAAUCUCCGCUGGCAAAGUCUUCUGGCGAUCCGGUUGAUAACGACACACCAAUAAAACCGCUUUCACGGAGUGGCAAUCACCACGGUUCCGCACCCCAAACACCAAGCAAUGAAGCCAGCAAACCCAAGGAAAAGGAAUUGGAGAAGGACAAUGACGUGUAUGAAGUGGUAUGGCCUGAGAAUACAGCGCUUGGUCUGACGCUACGUGUGCAUCCAACGACAAGGUUUCCCGUGGUGGCACGCGUGACAGGCACGAGCAACCUCAAGAAUAUCGAGCAUGUGUCGCCUGGGGAUAUCCUUUUUGCAGCUAACAACGUCAAUAUUAUACCACAGCCGAAGUUCAAGCAGACACUUGAGAACCUGUCGCGUUUGCCGAAGCCAGCAAUAUUGCGCUUCCGGCGUGCAUCGGCCGCGGCAUAUGCAUCAGUGCGAAUGGAUAAAAUGAAUCAAUCGCUGCCACGCGGGCCAGUGAUGAAAGACCGUGAGUAUGAACUCAUUUGGCGAGAGAACGCUAACCUCGGGCUCGUGUUCAGUUCGGAUGCCGACGUGCCAAAGGUGACGAAGGUGGACAUGGAUUCUGGUGGACCUAUGCUGCAAAAGGUGUCGGUUGGGGACGUCUUGACAUGGAUUGGCCCUAUGGAGAUUAGCGGAUCUUCUUUCCACUCGUCUAUGGCGACAUUGCGUGCCGUCAAGCGGCCUGUUGUGCUGCGUUUCUACAAACGCGGAACAUGA
This is a messenger RNA of Peronospora farinosa, 3162 nucleotides long. Lineage: Eukaryota; Oomycota; Peronosporomycetes; Peronosporales; Peronosporaceae. The record is from the annotation of a GenBank genome assembly.